This is a messenger RNA of Penicillium digitatum Pd1, 1362 nucleotides long. Lineage: Eukaryota; Fungi; Ascomycota; Eurotiomycetes; Eurotiales; Aspergillaceae. The record is from RefSeq and is a predicted model, not a curated record.
AUGAUGAGUCCUUUCAACGUGUUGAAGCAAGAUACCUGGGACUCUUCCCAAAGGCUCAUCAAGGAAGAUGUAUUUUAUCCAAAUGUGCACCUCAAUUACAUUCCAUCUCCAAAGAAAUUUACAUUACAAGACUUGCGUCUAAGCCAGAGUCCAACUGCAUCCCUCAUUGCGGGAACAGUACCCUUUUCAUUAUUGUCAGCCGAAGGUGUCAAAGCCUACCGAAGGGCUCUGUUCCAAAAGGAUGUCAUAGACAAAUGUGCCAACUCGCCAUUCCCGGGGACUUUGGUUCUUCGUGGCGCGGCGAAGCAGUCAAAGUUUAUUUAUGACUUUUGGACGCACCCCGAGACAAUGAGGAUUGUGUCCGAAGCAGUCGGUGUGCCUUUAGAGGUGGUGAUGCCAACAGAAAUAGGGCACACUAACAUCCAGGUUGAAGGCACUACCAUCGCAGAAUUGUCCAGCAAUCUGAAACCUGAGCCAGCGGUAGAAAGGCUUGAGCUGACUCCCGAAGACCGAGCUUAUGACCCUUUGAGAGAUGCUAGUGCUAUCAUUCCGUGGCACUACGACUCAUAUCCUUAUGUUUGUGUAUUGAUGCUGAGCCAUACUGAGGGCAUGAUCGGAGGCGAGACAUACAUCAAAAAGGGAGACGGGGAGGCUCAGAAGGUUGAGGGCCCCCAGAUUGGUCAUGCUAUCAUGCUCCAAGGCGGCGAAGUCUGUCAUCUGGCUGCCCGGGCAAAAGGUGUGAAGGAGCGAAUAUCAACCAUCACUUCGUACCGUUCUGCCACGCCGAAAGUUUAUGACUCCAGCUAUAUCACCAACGUCCGCCCUUAUGCAGAUACGAACACUCUCUAUCCUGAGUGGAUACGAUACCGCUUGCGAAAAUUGAGAGAUGAGCUUACCCAUCAUCUCGACGAGAUGGAGAAAGAAGAAGACGCGGCCCAAGAGAGAAAAGAUAUCCAAAAUCUUAUAGACCAACAGAUUGACUAUUUACAACGAACUUCUCGACAAAUGGUUGAUCCUGAAUAUACCCAGAAAGUUUUAAAGAAGUAUGGCAAACCGUCAUACUAUGAGGCCCCUAGAAUUUGGGAGACUGUUCAAUCACUGCCUGAAUUCCAAAGACUUGCAUUAGCCGCAGAUGAGGAACGACGUUGGCGGCCAGAGAGUAUCUAUUGGACGGAUCUCCUGAGAUCCAUCGAAACAAUUCGGUUAGGGAAACCUCUUCAGGGUGCCCUAGGAACAGCUGUGCGGGAGAAGACGAGAAGGUACUACAUGGGAGAUGAACUUUUGCGACAAGGACUCAAUGAGGCAUUCUUGGAUUGGUUGGGAUGCUCAGGUAUUUGGGAAAUUUACUGCAACAACAUUUGA